Cryptomeria japonica (Japanese cedar) is the source of this 1023-nucleotide messenger RNA. RefSeq names its product peroxidase 5-like. The transcript has 4 exons. The record is from RefSeq and is a predicted model, not a curated record. Gene Ontology annotation, cellular component: plasmodesma; plant-type cell wall. Lineage: Eukaryota; Viridiplantae; Streptophyta; Pinopsida; Cupressales; Cupressaceae. The coding region runs from base 17 to 991 and encodes 324 amino acids. Gene Ontology annotation, molecular function: peroxidase activity; heme binding. Gene Ontology annotation, biological process: hydrogen peroxide catabolic process; response to oxidative stress.
GCUACUCUGAACAGAAAUGGAGGCUAGUCUGCUGGUGAUUCCUUUGUUCGUAUUAUUUUUAUCUACUACAGCUAAUGGGCAUGGGUUGAAGGUGGGUUAUUAUCACCAAACAUGCCCUGAGGCGGAGGAGAUAAUCAGUGAAACUGUUGCCAAAGCUGUUAAAGCGAAUCCUGGUGUGGCAGCUUCUUUCAUAAGGAUGCAUUUCCAUGAUUGCUUUGUAAGAGGUUGUGAUGGAUCAAUUCUCCUUGAUUCCACAGAAGACAACACAGCGGAAAAGGACUCCCCUGUCAACAACCCAAGCCUGACGGGCUACGACAUAAUUGAUGAAGCCAAGUCCAAACUGGAAGCCAAAUGUGCCGGCAUCGUUUCUUGUGCCGACGUAGUUGCAUUUGCUGCAAGAGAUAGUGCUUACCAAGCUGGUGGAUUAUUUUGGGCGGUUCAAGGCGGGCGAAGAGACGGAAGGAUAUCUCGCGAAUCAGAGGUCACAGAUAAUAUUCCCUUUCCCUCAUUUGAUGUAAAAAGGUUAACACAAUCUUUUGCUUCGAAGCAAUUGUCACAGGAGGACAUGGUCACUCUCUCAGGUGCCCAUUCAAUUGGGGUUUCUCACUGUGCUUCAUUCACCGGAGAUCGUCUGUACAACUUCAGCGGCAGAGGCGGUCAAGACCCUUCCAUGGAGUCUAACUAUGCUCUUCAGCUCAAGGCCAAAUGCCCCCCUUCGGCUUCAAACGACACCGUUGUUCCACUGGAUCCUCUCACACCCACUAAAUUGGACGCGAAAUACUACACUGAUUUGCGACACAAGCGUGGAUUGCUCAAGUCCGAUCAGACUUUGAUGUCAAAUUAUGCCACUUCCAGACAGGUGAAGAUAAAUGCAAAGUACCCCACAAUUUGGAGGAAAAACUUUGGAAGGGCAAUGGUAAAGAUGGGUGCAAUUGACGUGUUGACAGGAUCGCAGGGAGAGAUUAGGAAACAGUGCCGUGUCCCCAACUAGCCAAUUUUUCCACAGCCCAUAAAUUAGUUGAA